Molecule: messenger RNA, 1329 nt
Organism: Penicillium expansum
Lineage: Eukaryota; Fungi; Ascomycota; Eurotiomycetes; Eurotiales; Aspergillaceae
Exons: 1
Coding region: 1-1329 (442 amino acids)
Source: RefSeq, a predicted model, not a curated record
AUGGCACCCCCCGUCCGACCAUCUCGUUCACUUGAAGGACUCGAACGAGUAAUUCCACCACUCUCGCCCCAAAAUCCCUUCUCUACACGCUCCGAUCUCUUUCUCAACAAACCCCUCCCCGCCAAACCCUUUGACGAGGAACCAGAAUGUUCGGCGAUGUGGAGUGACUCCAGCGACAGCGACACUGAAAGUACACUCGAUAGCAUCGCCGGAAGUGAACCCCGCCAUUCAGCAGAUAGUUAUCCCAUCUUCGUCAGUUCUGGCUCCGACUUCGACGACUUGGUUGAUCACCCGGUUCCAUCGCCCGAUCCGCUUCUGAGACUAUCCCCGCAACUGCCUCCACACAAACGCACGGACUCGAUCGAUAUCAAUAUCCCGCCAUCAAUUGUUGAGCCCUCAGUAUCGGUUUCGUCUUCAUUCGAUACACAGUACGGCCGUCCAUCGCAUUGGACCCAAAAUCGUACAGGCACGAACCACUACUUCCGCGAGAAGAAGUGGGAUUAUUUCCCCGAAUUGGCACCUUCCGCUCUACAGGCUAGUGGCCGCAUCAGCCCAAAUAUGGUUGCACCGAACAAUAAAUCCCGCAAAAUGGGCAACCCACUGGAUUUCGCCAAGGGCAAGUACCGCUGGCAUUCGCUCGACCGCGGUGGUCUCGGCGGAGUUCGUGAUUCAAUCAAGACAUAUGUCCACCGCACUCUUUCGCGCGACUCGACAGCAGAUAAUAAGAAGGAAAUUCCCCGUCCAGCGACAGCACCAAUGGACCACCACCUCAAUGAUGUAGGAGGUAAACUCAGCAGCACAGCCCCGAUGCCACAGCUCUCCUCCUUGGCCUUGGACACGAAUGUCGCUGCGCGAACUACAUCCGUGGCUACAUCCUCAAGCAGCGAGUAUGACUAUAACAACCACAAGUUCCAUCUUCAAACACCAAUCUCACCAACCUCGCCUACUUCGCUCUCAACUCCCACAACGCCCCGACCGAAACAAUUAGCAGUUCCGCUAUCCGCAUACCAGAAACACGGCCCCGUGAUCUGGGAACCGCCCAAAUCCAAGAAGCGGAACGUUCAGUUCCCGAGAUAUAAGUCUUCGCCUGGUUCGGCUGCAGAGCCGUCUUCAUCUUCGGCUCCCAACUUAUCUUAUGCAAAUGCUACCCCUUCUUUGUCUCCGCCGCGGAAGCAGUCCUCAAACAACCCCCGAGGGGUGUUCCUGGGUGCGAAGAAAAAGAUGGCGGAGUCGAAGGAUGAUCGUAGAAGAGAGCAGUUGAAGGCUCAGAUAAAGCUGGUUGGCCCUGUCAACCCACAUACCUAUGUGCAGGGUGAUCCCUGGAUUUGA